AUGGUGGCAUCAUCCCUGGAAAGAGAUGGCAGCGGGAAUAACAGAUUCCGAGGAUGCACCAACAUUCGUGAUUUCGAGUUCCUAGGAAAGCUUGGGGAGGGUACUUUUGGAGAAGUUUAUAAAGCACGAUCAAAAAGGGACGGCUCCACUGUUGCCCUCAAAAAGAUUCUCAUGCACAAUGAAAAGGAUGGAUUUCCGAUCACUGCUCUGCGUGAAAUCAAGCUUCUUAAAAUGCUCGCCCAUAAUAAUAUCCUGCAGUUAAGGGAGAUGGCUGUGGAGCGAAGUAAAGGAGAGGGGCGAAAGAAGCCGAGCAUGUACAUGGUAACGCCCUAUAUGGAGCAUGAUCUUUCGGGACUACUGGAGAACCCGGCAAAUCGUAUCUUGCAUCGUGACAUGAAAGCUGCCAAUCUGCUCAUCAACAACAAAGGCAUACUUCAAAUUGCAGACUUUGGACUGGCCCGACCAUACGAUGAGGACCCACCUCAGCCUGGGAAGGGUGGAGGGGAGGCCAAGAGGGAUUACACCUCAUUAGUUGUGACUCGAUGGUAUCGCCCACCAGAAUUGCUUCUACAACUGAGACGGUACACCACGGCUAUAGACAUGUGGGGUGUCGGGUGUGUUUUUGGGGAAAUGUUCAAGGGAAAGCCUAUCCUUGCCGGUAGUAGCGACUUGAAUCAAGCUCAACUUAUAUUCAGUCUAGUGGGCGCGCCCACAGAGGAGAGCAUGCCUGGCUGGAGCUCUUUGCCCGGUUGCGAGGGCGUCAGAACCUUUGGUCACAAACCUGGGAAUUUGCACGAAGUCUUCAGAGACCAAAGCCCCGCUGCUAUUUCACUGCUUGGUGAGCUCCUCAAAUUGGACUGGCGGAAAAGGAUAACCGCUAUCGAUGCACUGGAGCAUCCAUACUUUUUCACUCCACCCCUCCCAGCUCGCCCGGGCGAGAUACCCCAUUUUGAAGAUUCACAUGAAUUGGAUAGAAGAAGGUUUCGUGGACAACGAGCGGCUAUGCCCCCAGCCCCCGCGGGCGGAUCAGUGGGCAUAGGGCAAAACGGAGGCUGGGCAACAAAUUCCGGAACCAGACCUGCAAUGGAAACCAAAAACAGCCGCAUUCCUGGCGCUGCACGCGUGGGCAAACCAAACUACGGAAACCAGGGCGGCCAUUCGAGGCGGUCUCUCGACCAUCGAAAUACUGAAGCCCACACAGCACGAGCAAGGCAGGGCACCGAGGUGGUUCCGCCCUGGCAAAGAGACAGUGGUCUCCCGCCUAAGCCUCCGACGUCUACUCACCAACCAUGGGCUGCAGUUCAUUCAAGUAGACCAGGACGUGAUAGCACUAUUCAUCCGGGACGAUUUGUGGGCCGGUCAGACGGGAAUCUAGACUCCUAUGUCCCCAGCUACCCAGGUGGCUUCGACAGUCGUAAUCGUGAGGGCGAGGGUACUACCUCAAAUAGCAACCUAGAUCGAGAUUGGGAUCGACGCAAUAGCAGGCAUGAAAUGUCACGUCCAAUAAACCGACGAGAUUAUCCGAGGGAAAACAAUCCCCCGAGAAGGCGAAGCCGAAGCCCAGCGUUCAGGGAAGGAUUCCAUACAUCUGAUAGACCAGCAUACCGAAGGUGA
Molecule: messenger RNA, 1614 nt
Organism: Aspergillus affinis
Lineage: Eukaryota; Fungi; Ascomycota; Eurotiomycetes; Eurotiales; Aspergillaceae
Product: putative CDK9
Exons: 8
Coding region: 1-1614 (537 amino acids)
Biological process (GO): protein phosphorylation
Cellular component (GO): nucleus
Molecular function (GO): ATP binding; cyclin-dependent protein serine/threonine kinase activity
Source: RefSeq, a predicted model, not a curated record